CCGGUAAACAUGGCCGCUCCCCACACUACGGAGCGCGCUAAGACUACCCUGGCGGGGCUGUUGCUGUUGUCCGUCGGCAGCUUGGCCGCUAGUCACAUCGAGGAUCAAGCAGAACAAUUCUUUAGAAGUGGCCAUACAAACAACUGGGCUGUAUUGGUGUGUACAUCUCGGUUCUGGUUUAACUAUCGGCAUGUUGCAAAUACUCUUUCUGUGUACAGAAGUGUCAAGAGGCUAGGUAUUCCUGACAGUCACAUUGUGCUAAUGCUUGCAGACGACAUGGCGUGCAACCCUAGGAAUCCCAAACCAGCUACGGUGUUCAGUCACAAGAAUAUGGAAUUAAAUGUGUAUGGUGAUGAUGUGGAAGUGGAUUAUAGGAGCUAUGAGGUAACUGUGGAGAAUUUUUUACGUGUAUUAACUGGGAGGAUCCCACCUAGUACUCCACGAUCAAAACGUCUUCUUUCUGAUGAUAGAAGCAAUAUUCUUAUUUAUAUGACAGGACAUGGUGGAAAUGGUUUCUUGAAAUUUCAAGAUUCUGAAGAAAUUACUAACAUAGAACUUGCAGAUGCUUUUGAACAAAUGUGGCAGAAAAGACGCUACAAUGAGCUACUGUUUAUUAUUGAUACUUGUCAAGGAGCAUCCAUGUAUGAGCGAUUUUAUUCUCCUAACAUCAUGGCCCUCGCUAGUAGCCAAGUGGGAGAAGAUUCCCUUUCGCACCAACCAGAUCCUGCAAUUGGAGUCCAUCUUAUGGACAGAUACACAUUUUAUGUCUUAGAAUUUCUGGAAGAAAUUAAUCCAGCUAGCCAAACAAAUAUGAAUGACCUUUUUCAGGUAUGCCCCAAAAGUCUGUGUGUAUCUACGCCUGGACAUCGCACUGAUCUUUUCCAGAGGGAUCCUAGAAAUGUCCUGAUAACGGAUUUCUUUGGAAGUGUGCGGAAAGUUGAAAUUACAACAGAAACAAUUAGCUUGCAGGUAGAUUCAGAAACCACUGUAAACAGAUAUAAGGAAGACCAGGUGGAUGAGGAACUAACAGAACCUCUAAAAUAUGCGGAACAACUUCCUGUAGCUCAGAUCAUACAUCAGAAACCCAAACUGAAAGAUUGGCAUCCUCCUGGUGGUUUUAUUCUGGGAUUGUGGGCGCUUAUUAUCAUGGUUUUCUUCAAAACAUAUGGAGUGAAGCAUAUGAAGUUCAUUUUCUAGACGUGAUUUAUGAAGAAGAUGACACAAAAGACUGCUGCCUUUGGUCUAAGAUCUUUGUCAUUAUGUGUGUUUAUAUAUUGCCCUGUGUGAAUUGACUAAAAAAGUAUAAGGAAACUGUAAACUGUGUGAAGUAGUGAUUUUUUUAACUUAAAGAAAAAUCAUAUUGUAAUUUUAUUGCUUAAUGACACUGAAUAUGUAUCAAUUUUCUUUUCUUUGUAGAAGGCAUAAAGAGACUAGAAUAUAUUGGUUUACCCCUUAUUUAUCCACUUUUCUCUGGAGAAGAAAAAAAAAUGUGAAGACGUUAAAGUCUCACUAGUAAAGGUAACUUCUGUUAGUAUUUUAUGCAUGUUCUCUUUACAUAUAUUUCUCACAAUAGAAACACAGAACAUGACAGUUUGAAAUUUCCUUUUCCAUUUUAUAAGAGAAUCGUAGUUUCUUCAAGCAGUUUCAUAGAGUGCACUGUACACAUGCACAGUGAUUCAUUAAGUGCUCUUCUGCAGUUAAUCACUUGUUCCUAAUAUUUCCCUUUUGUUCCUAUUAAAAGGUAUACUAUCUUACUGCCAGUCACUCGUGGAAGUGUGCAUUCCUAAUUAUAAAUAAGUAUGAAAAUUAGAUUUCGAAGCUGUGGUGCUGACAGUCUCCAGCACCUUUCUGCUGUCAGUUUAUCUGGGAAAUGUAAGGCAUUUGGGAAUUUGAAAUAGUGACUGCUCAACAAAAGCAGCCUCCAUUGUUUUUCAUUUUUAAACAUCAUGUUCUACAAGUUCGCCUCUUCAGUUUCUACUUUGACAAAGACAAGCAAAAGGGAUUUUUAUUUCAUUCUAUUUAAGGUAAUCCUUUCUGAUUAGCUGGCUCUAGACUCUACCUGACAACAACCCUACAGCCUGGGUGACUGAUGGGGAUUUUGUCUUCGUGCCAUGCUUCCAUGUUUGACUGGUGAAUUACCUAAGGGAGGAAACGUCCUUUCGGGUCUUAAGUUGUUUUUUUGCCUACCGGUCAUCUCUGCAUCUUUGGGAUAGCUGGAAAUAGUAUUGCGAUUGUGCUUUGUGAUCAACCCUAGAUACCAUUCUUUCUUUUUAAAACUUUGCAUAUGAGGGGGCACAAAAUGGAAAGUUCAGUGUUGAUAUCCUAAGGGGUCCUUUUAUAUGUUUUAUUCAGAAACGUAUAUGUUAACUGUUACAAAUAUCUUCUUUAUAAGUAUUAGUGUCAUUGAGCUGGCCGCUUCUUUUCCACAAGAAAGCCUCCCAAAUUAAUAUUUAUUAGGAUUUGUGUUUCUUUUCUCACUAAAUAUAUUACCUUUUAAAAUACAUAUAAAAUGGUCAUACUUUCCCAAGUAGAAGAUUGACUAUGCUAGCUCCUAAGUUAGAAGAAAGAAUAUUCGGGCUUUUGCGAGCUCUUGGCCUUUGUUUUGAUUGAUGUUUAUAUUGGUGUGCUGUUUAAAUGAAGAAGGAAAUAUUGUGAUUAUAUAUAGAGAGUGAUCAUUUUGUGCACAGAAAAAGGAGAAAAAAGAAACUUUACAUUUGUAUAGCCUGAUCAUUAUACAGCUUAGCGAUAAAAAGGUUUACCAUAUCACCCUCCAGCUAUACAAAGUUAUGAACAUCAUGGUAGGGCAGAAAUUCUUGGAGUAGUAAAGGACGUAUGAUUGUUCCUUGAGCCAAAGUCAUUUCGUUUGGAUAUAAAGAAACCUAUCGUGAUGGCAAAGACUUCUGGAAAGAAAGAGAUUCCUCCUCACAGGUUGUAGAAGGUGCUCUUCUUAUUAAAACCAAAGUGGGAAAAGUAAUAUUGCAUAUAUUAUACAGGAUCGAUUUUGCCCAGGCAGAGUUUCAGAGGGCAGUUAUUUCUCUCUCUUUCAUUAUCAAAUUUUCAGAAUAUAGUAGUGAAAAAACUAAAAAUAUGUUAAAUGCUUAGCUUGUAACAGUAAUCUUUUUACAUAAAGUUUAUUCUGCCUUCAGUAGUAAAUAUAAGCGAGUAUAUUUAGAAGGAAAGAUGUUAACUAGAAUUAAAUGGUCUGCCUUUUAAAUGAUAACGUAAAAGCACAUUUUUUAAAAUUCCGCUUGUGCCACAAAAGCUGAAAAACAGAGGGGUGUGUAUGGUAUCUCAUAGUGCGGUCUAGAGAUGAGGCAAUGUUGUGACUAAACACUUUGGAAAUUGUAAAUAUAUGGUGGCAUUAUUAUUCUCAUGUCUGCUGAGGAAGAUACCAUGGGGAAAGUUAAUAGUUACAGUGCUCCUCUUUCUGUUUCACUGAUUUACCUUUCUAAGCUUUCCAAUGUGGUUCUUAUUCUCUGCGGUAUUCCCUUUCCUCCCCGGUGUGUCCUUCAGAGGGAAGAGGAGUGCAGAUAAAUGGACCCCAGCAUCUUGUCCUGGCAUUUGGGGGAGGGACAGGGUAUAAUGAUGCCAUCCGACAAAGGCAGUCUGGCUGAACAAAAGAAACCAAAUGAUGUUUGGUUUCAAAAUUUCAAAAGAUGUUCAUUUAGAGUUUUUAAAAGAGAACUAUACUUUGGAUGAAAUGCUAAUUAAAUUGGAUCAAGAGAAAAUAGAAUUAAGUGCAAAAAAUAAUGUAUGGUCUCAAUUUUUACAUAUCCUCAGCUAGUUGAAAAUGAUGAUUCCCACAACAAGCAUAACUCAAUUUGUUUCUGCUUACAGGGAAUAUUCUACUAUGUUAUAUAUUGAUAGCAUUUUUUCCAUUAUGUAUGUUGCGUGGCAGAGUUACAGUUACUGUGGGAAUCAUAAUUUGUAAUUUUGACUUGUGUGUUCCUAGAAUCACUACAACAAAUGUUGCAUUAACAGAACUUUUAUCCAGUUGAUUAUAUGAAAAUUAAGCCCAUCUACAGAAGGUACUGUUUAACUUGUGAAAUAUUGUAUAACUAUACCACAAGGUAUAGCUAUAAAAUAAUAAGACUGGUAACCAUUUUUGCUUUAUGGAAUCAGCCUCUUUACUUCUUCAUCUUAUUUUAUACCCCUGGGCAUUUUCAACAAAGAAAGUAUUCUCCAAUAUUGCUGUUCUGUUGCUGGCAGCUCCACAUGUACCUGUCGGAAAAGUUAACUACCUGCUGCUUAAAGAUGAAAGCUUUUCAAUUAAUGGUCAAUACAUCUUGGUGGUAACCAGUCCUUUUUCUUUUUUUUGAUGCUAAUUGUUUGGAAAUGUGCUAUGAAAUACUGUGUUUACUAACUAUGUAAGCUUUUAAUUAAUAUAGAACCAUUAUAGAUGGAAGUGUAAUCAAGAAACUAGUUAUUAGAAAUGCGUUUGUUUCAGACAUUAAAGGGUGCUCAUGGUCA
This is a messenger RNA of Echinops telfairi (small Madagascar hedgehog), 4470 nucleotides long. It is a transcript of the gene PIGK, whose product is annotated as phosphatidylinositol glycan anchor biosynthesis class K. The transcript is spliced from 11 exons. Gene Ontology annotation, molecular function: GPI-anchor transamidase activity. Gene Ontology annotation, cellular component: GPI-anchor transamidase complex. NCBI's taxonomy places the organism in Eukaryota, Metazoa, Chordata, Mammalia, Afrosoricida, Tenrecidae. The coding region runs from base 10 to 1197 and encodes 395 amino acids. The record is from RefSeq and is a predicted model, not a curated record. Gene Ontology annotation, biological process: protein localization to cell surface; proteolysis; attachment of GPI anchor to protein.